Molecule: messenger RNA, 1145 nt
Organism: Larimichthys crocea (large yellow croaker)
Lineage: Eukaryota; Metazoa; Chordata; Actinopteri; Sciaenidae
Product: sesquipedalian-1
Exons: 4
Coding region: 137-955 (272 amino acids)
Biological process (GO): endosome organization; receptor recycling; retrograde transport, endosome to Golgi
Cellular component (GO): recycling endosome; early endosome; trans-Golgi network
Source: RefSeq, a predicted model, not a curated record
AUCCAGCUCGUGCUGUUGACGUGGAGCCGCCUUUACCUUAGAUACCAGGAAGUGAUUGACGCACAGACGCACAGGAGGAGGAAACGCGCUUGCACACUUCAGAAAGGUUCAGCCCUGAGCAGCCUGUGAUGUUGAAAUGAAGCUUAAUGAAAAGAUUGUCACAUAUUUUGAAUCUUGUAACUCACCAAUAGACAAAGAGGGUUACCUGUACAAGAAGGGUGAGAUAAAGUCUUCCUAUCAGAAGCGUUGGUUCGUGCUAAAGGGCAACCUCCUCUUCUACAAGGACCGGCCAGCUGACCGGGACCUGACAGGAGUGAUUGUUCUGGAGGGCUGCACGGUCCAGCUGUGCGAGUCCGAGGAGCAGUUCGCCUUCUCGCUUGUGUGGAGCGAACCAGGGCUGCGAACGUACAAGUUUGCCGCUGAGGACCAGGCAAGUCAGGAGAGCUGGAUUAAAGCCCUGCUGUCAGCCAAUCACAAUUACCUGGCCCUGCUAAUGAUGGAUCUAGAGAAGAAGUACAAAGAUGCAUUAGGUGAGUUCUCCAGCGAACCAGCCAACCCUUUCGUCAUGCCAAAUUUCAACACAGCAGAAGCGGGAUAUCCUGCAGCCUCUUUGAACGCACAAAGUUCAGCACUCCCUUCGUAUUUAGCACCGGGUGUAGGAGCAGGACCUGGUUUGAGCUCCAAUCCGAUGCUUCAAGCUCCAACAGUUUCAUCCAAAUCAGCCAGUAAAAGAUCACCCAAACUGUGGCCCAAGAGGAAUGCAAAUGUGGUGCCUAUUAACACCCCUGCUCCGCCUUUGGGGGAGUGGUCAGGGGUCUGUUUCAGCACCAGGGAGGAAUUUAGCAAAUUGCACGAAGAUUUUGGAAAAGAGGUGAAGGAACUGAUUGCUGAUUGGUCAAAGAGGGGACGAGACGAUGAAGUUGUUCAGGAAGAAAACUUAAUAGAUUUUGGAUGAUGUGUGUAAUACCCAAAUUGAAUUUCAGCAACUGUGGUUGUAUUUCAAAGUACAUAUGUAAAUAGGAAUUACAACAAUUAUUGUUAUGUACGAUACAUUUGUAAAUUUUGUUGUUCAAGAGCAUACUGUUUAUUUUUUACCUUUUGUGCCAUGGAGUAAAUAAAAGAUCUAUGAUCUCUUGCUCUACUGA